GCCAUGGGGACCUGGCCUCCCAAGCAGCACCAGCCCUCCUGGUAACUGUCAUGAGCCCUUGCGGGGUCCUCAACCUGAGCGUGGCCAGCGACGCGACCACGUGCGCUGCGCCCGGGGUCCCCAACGCGUCGGCGGUGCCACAGUCGGGCGGAUCAGGCACGUCGCCAGCGCUGCCCAUCUUCUCCAUGACCCUGGGUGCCGUGUCCAACGUGCUGGCGCUGGCGCUGCUGGCGCAGGCCGCGGGUCGCCUGAGGCGCCGCCGCUCGGCCGCCACUUUCCUGCUGUUUGUCGCCAGCUUGCUGGCCAUCGACCUGGCGGGCCACGUGAUCCCGGGCGCACUGGUGCUGCGCCUGUACGCGGCGGGGCGCGCGCCGGCCGGCGGGGCCUGCCACUUCCUGGGCGGCUGCAUGGUCUUCUUCGGCCUGUGCCCGCUGCUGCUGGGCUGCGGCAUGGCGGUGGAGCGUUGCGUGGGCGUCACGCGGCCGCUGCUCCACGCCGCGCGCGUUUCGGUGGCU
Messenger RNA from Castor canadensis (American beaver), 515 nucleotides. The record is from RefSeq and is a predicted model, not a curated record. NCBI's taxonomy places the organism in Eukaryota, Metazoa, Chordata, Mammalia, Rodentia, Castoridae.